Molecule: messenger RNA, 8016 nt
Organism: Phalacrocorax carbo (great cormorant)
Lineage: Eukaryota; Metazoa; Chordata; Aves; Suliformes; Phalacrocoracidae
Source: RefSeq, a predicted model, not a curated record
AUGGAAGAGGGCGCGUCCCCCCGCGGCGCCGUCCCCUCCCGGCGGCGGGCGGCGCCCGGCUGACCCCGGCCGGCCGCGCUCCUGGCGCCGAGGGGCCGCCGGCCGUCGAGGCUGACCCGGCGGGCUCGGUCCGUGAUGCUGGUCUUCCCCGCCCCGGCUCUUCCUCUCCCCGGGUCCUGGCGCUGCACGGUGCAGUAUGGAGGCUUGUGUUUCGCAUUGCUUCUUCUUUGCUUAAUCUGAAGGUCCUUUAUAGCUUUAAUUUUAAAAUAAUUACGAGAUGUCUUUGAUAUUGAUCUAUUUACUGACCUCUGUUCGUUGGCAACUAGCGCAUAAAGUUAACUGUUCUUCAUAGGCAAUGUAUUUCUGGCAGAUCUUUUCUUCAUAGGAAAAGGGGGGGGGGGGGGGUCGGGGUCGGCACACGUAAAUAACUCUGCCAAGACUGCGUAUCUCUUCAUUUCAGUGGCAAAAUAUGUAUCGAUAGAAAUAAAUGACAAAUCCUUUCCUUUUCUAAAAGACGUUUAAGAGAUUGUUUUGAAUGUGACUGACUAAAAUUUGUUGACAUAAAUAUAUUUCACAGCAGGAUAAUAACUGUCGUGGUUAGUUUCAAUGUAUUUCAGAACAUUCUCCUGGGGAUAUAAGUUAUCUGCAAAGUUAUUUCACUUCUGAUUAUUAUCGGCAGAAUAAGGCUCAGCUUUAUGAAACCAAACACUGAGUAACGUAUUUGUCAUAAUUCAGUUGCAGGUUGUCAUAAGAUGCCAAAAAGCAAAACUGUCCAGGUCAAGGAGAGCGAUGUACAGACACGGGCAUAUUUUUUCAGACCAGAUGAUUUUCAGGAUAGUUUCGUUUCAUAUUAUACAUUGACCUGUAAGUCACUUGCAGAAGUAGCGAAGUGAUGUGAAGUUAUCUUCCAAGAUGACUCUUCUACCUGGAGAAAAUUCCGACUAUGACUAUAGUGCCCUGAGCUGUGCUUCAGAUACUUCCUUCAACCACACAUUCUUUCCAGAAACAGAAACCCUUAAGGGAGUCUUUUACCAAAGAGCCAAGCUGAUUCACCCUCAAGAGGAUCUCCUGAAGGGCUUUCACCCUGACGAUCGGAAGCAUCACAUUAUUAUAAACGUAGGGGGCAUUAAGUAUUUGCUCCCAUGGACCACGCUUGAUGAAUUCCCAUUGACGCGUUUGGGACAACUAAAAUUCUGUAACAAUUUCGAUGACAUUCUAAACAUCUGCGAUGAUUACGAUGUGACAUGUAAUGAAUUCUUUUUCGACCGCAACCCAGGGGCAUUCAGGACAAUCCUGACCUUUCUGCGUGUUGGCAAACUUCGGCUCUUGCGUGAGAUGUGCGCGCUGUCUUUCCAAGAGGAGCUGCUCUACUGGGGAAUUGAGGAAGACAACUUGGACUGGUGUUGUAAAAGGAGAUACCUGCAAAAAAUGGAGGAGUUUACGGAAAUAAAUGAACGGGAGGAUGACCUCAUAGAAAAUGAAACAACAGGCGAAACAGUAGAGGAGACAAAACUUGGCUUGUGCAUGAAAAAGUUGCAAGACAUGGUGGAAAGGCCCCAGUCUGGCCUCCCCGGAAAGGUGUUUGCUUGUUUGUCUGUUUUAUUUGUGACAAUUACAGCAGUGAACUUAUCCAUCAGCACCAUGCCUGACCUGAGGGAGGAAGAGGAAAAGGGUGAGUGUUCCCAGAUGUGCUACAAUAUUUUCAUUGUGGAGUCUGUCUGUGUGGCAUGGUUUUCCCUGGAGUUCCUGCUAAGAUUCAUCCAGGCAAAGAGCAAGUUUGCGUUUUUGAGGAGACCACUGACUCUGAUAGACAUAAUAGCCAUUCUGCCAUACUACAUCACUUUGCUAGUAGACACCACUUCAGUGGGCUACAAAAAGCCCAGCUCUGGGAGCAUCUACCUGGACAAAGUAGGUCUGGUCCUCCGUAUUCUCCGUGCCUUGAGGAUUCUCUACGUCAUGCGGCUGGCCAGGCACUCCCUGGGGCUGCAGACGCUGGGGCUGACCGCUCGCAGGUGCACCCGCGAGUUUGGGCUCUUGCUGCUCUUCCUCUGCGUGGCCAUCGCACUGUUCGCACCGCUCCUGUAUGUCAUUGAGAACGAGAUGGCGGACUCGCAGGAGUUCACCAGCAUCCCCGCGUGCUACUGGUGGGCUGUCAUCACCAUGACCACGGUAGGCUACGGAGAUAUGGUUCCCAGAAGCAUUCCCGGCCAGGUGGUGGCACUGAGCAGCAUACUGAGUGGCAUCCUCCUCAUGGCAUUUCCAGUCACCUCCAUCUUCCACACGUUUUCGCGCUCCUACAUUGAGCUAAAGCAAGAACAGGAAAGAAUAAUGUACAGGCGAGCACAGUUCUUAUUAAAAACAAAGUCUCAGAUAAGCAAUGCGUCACAAGGGAGUGAUAUUUUAUUCCCCAGUAUCUCUUCUGAGGCUAGGGACAAUGAAUGAAAUUCAAGUUGCUGUUUCUCCUGAUGUCAAGUAAUGUUUUGUUGUAUCAGAUUCCAUCUUUUAAUUUGCUUUGGAAGCAUUUUACAAAGGUAACCCUCAUAUUAAAAUGAAGAAAAGGAGCUAUUAACCAGGAACUGAUGCGGUUUAAGAAGCCUAUUAUUAAGCUGUCUCUUUCCCCUCGCCAGUAUAACGUAUAGGACAGAUCUUUCACUGAGAUCAUACAGCGGGAUUUUAGGAAUUAAAAGUUCUCUGACAAAAAAAAUAAAAAGAACAACAUAUAAUUAUGUACUUGACAGGCUGUUUUGCCAUUUGUAAUACACAUUUUUUCCAACCAAAUCACAAUGUAUAUAAUCAUUAAACAGGCUGCCAUUUUUCUUGUUCUUCUUGUGUAUAAAUAAUGUAAAUACAACAAAAUUAAUGGCUAAAAUUCUCUCCCAGUAAAACGCCUUAGAGCAUAAUGGAAAUAACCACAGAUGUCUGUCCCAUUGUGCUCUUAAAGAAAACAUUAAGAUUUGUCAUUCACAACAGCAACUGUAUAUUUCUUUGCAAGUCAGCCCUAAACGUAUCAGAAAAGAACUGAGCUGUUUGUAUCAUAACCUUGCUAAAGAUGUAAAUACGUAGAGCUCACCAGCUUCAAAAUUUAAUUUACAGUGUCGAUCCUACAUCACUGAAUGCAGUAUUCCCAGGAACAAAGUCUUUGAGUUUUGUAGCAUUUAAUAUUAUUGUCAAGAGGUGACUAGCUGCAAAUCAAGUGAAAUGUGCAUGAUGAGAUGCCGGUCGUUCCCUACCAUCUGUUUCCAUGUUUUUACUUUACCUCAGAUAUGAAACAGAAUUAAAGGAGGCCUGUUUCCAGGGGACACCCUGCCAUUACUUGGCAAAUCAAUGCUGCGGCUACCCAUUCACAUUCAGCGUUUGGUUCUUUAGAAGGAGCAGAAAAUAUAUGGUCGUGGGAAGUUGCCAAUGAUGAAAAAAAGAAAAUAUCAUUUGAGUCAUGGAGUAGGGGGGUACUGACAGCUUUAUACUUUGCUGUCCUCAAUCGUGAGGGACUUAAGACUGAAUUAACUAUACCUUUGCCAUCAUUACAGACAUCAGGAAAACGGGGAAGUUUUUAAAUAGGAUAUGAAAAAGCAGUUAAGGUCCCCAAACACAACCAUGUAUUCUUCAUCCACACACGUGUCUCUGUCUAGGCUCUCCUGCUGAAGUCAGCGGGAGCACAUGGGUCAAUGAGACCCUCGGGUUUGGCACAGCUUUCUGUGGAGAUUAAUGACAGACCUCCCUUUUAUGUUAGAGGGAAUGAGGCUGGCUCACAUAAUGGCUCAGGAAUAAAACUUAAGAACUUUUAAAAAAAGAAUUAAAUCCACUUGUUUGAUUUCAUGUGCGCUUAGAGGUAAAGAAAAGCUAAUCUUCAGAGUUUCACUUUUUCCCCCGCUUUUUUAUUACAUUUACUUACUAGCAGUUAAGAGCUAGGGAAGUUUAGAAGUUCCCAUCGCAUUCACCAGUGCUUCUCUAUCCUCAUUUUCAGAAACACUAUUGCUUAUUGGCAUUUCUGGAGCAGGUUGCUAGAAAUGCCAGAAUGCAUGAUGGUUUUGCGAUUUAAAUUAAGGCCAAGGACACAAGCAUUUCCUUUCAAAAAAGGUAGAAGUAGUUCCUCAGCCUCUGCUGUUUGGCCAAGCCCACGUCACACUGGUUUUCUUUUCAGAUGUCUUUACAAUACAGUUUGAAGGUGUUCUGAUAUGCUUGUGCUUGAAGAAUAAUUUCAAAACUUGUAAAAAGCACUUUACAAAUAAUUAGGGCUCUAGCAUUCUUCAGCCUGUCAUAGGUAAGUAUGCCUAUGGAGCAUUACUGCGGAGUGCUGCAAUAUCCAGCCUAAACCCUUUGCAAUUAAUUAUGUGCCAGAGCUACAAAUGUAAAUGGCUUUUCACUCUUGUUCUUUAGCUUUAAUUAGAGGACAAAAAACAGGAACAUCGUGACAAAAUAGGGACACAUUUUCCAUCCAAAAUACUCUUAAUUUCAAAACUGUUUGAUCAUCUGUAGCAUUGGCUCCAACACAAGUGCUAUACAUCCUUCUACCUUUGUGCCAGCAUUCAUUAUAAAAAGAACUGGUAAUUAGAUUAGUCCUGUGAGCAACAGUUGCUUAUCUAAGAAUGUGUUUGACAGGCUGAGCCAUAAAUAAGAAGCUGUAAGUGAAUAUGAGGAGAAAUCAAGACUUACCAAAUAAAACCUAAGCUUAUUUCCAUGUUAGGCAGCUAAUAAAUGCUGCAGGUCCAUCCAUUUUCUCAAUGUCUUUACGUUAAGUUAAUGCUCAUUUAUUUCAUGUAUCACUUUAUAUUUUAUCCCAAAAUUAUAGCUUAAUUCUGAAGUCCUUGUCGAGAAAAAGAAAUAAAAAACUAUCACCCUGAGGUUGGGUGUUAGUUGAGCAAACCUGUGAAAGCAUCUUGCCUAUUGCAAGUUCUGCCUAAGCCAGGAGCAAAUAAGCUGUCCAAGAUGGACCCCCGUGUAAUUCUGUACUUGGCAACGCGUACUUGUAAGCAUAUCAGUAUGUUAUACCAUGAAUCACUGUAACAAACUUGCUUGUGUUUUACAGGAGGUAAUACAUACUGUAGUCCUUAUGCUAAAUAAAUCCAGCUAUACGUCUUAAGAGCACAACAUUAGUACGAAACCCACAUGCUGUGUUCCAGCUUUUACUGUGAAGGCUGAAGGUUUAAGAUGAUUAUGCCUCUUUACAGUAUAUUUUCUGAAUUUUAGUCAAAUUCAUGAAAAUUAUGGAUUGAUUCAAAAGCUGACUGUUUCCAGUGACACAGCUGACAGCUACCACGUCAACUAUCGCUCCUUUUUUGCAUUUUAACAGCAUGUGCAGUCAACAAGGAAGUUCCAAUAGAAACACUUUGUGCUUUUAUGAAGUCAAAAAGAGUUGUUUGAAUUGCCACGGGUAGAGUGGUGCACGUCUCCAACAGAGAUAGGUUUGCAUAGCUACUUACAUUAUCCCCCGUAUAAUGCAGUAAUAUGUGCAGUAUGAAUUCAAACAGCAGUAGCUGUAUUAAUGUUGAUUAAUAAAGUGCUAGGCUCUCCUUUCAUUUUCAUGCGCUUCUUAUGGCAGACAGACUGUCACACGUGCUAUAGGCGCGCUUGACAGCCCGGGGUCAAUACGGGAGAGGGCAGCAGCUGAGGGAGAAUUUGGGCUAUGAGCAUCGCUAGCUGAAGCAGGCUGGCUGUGACAGAAAGCCUUUACUAGGAAAUAAAAUUCUCAGUUUAGAAACAUCUAGGUACCAAGGUACCUAGGUAUCAGCAGCUUGUAUAGGGAAGUCUCUGUCUUGCAUGUUGUCCCGAGAAUCGCAAUCGCAGUUAAUUGGGACAUAACUUUAAAAUACUUUAACCAUUUAACCAAAGAAUGUAACAGAUUCAGAGAAGGACAGGAAGGAUCUGUGGAGAUUGAGAAAGAGAAAAAUCCCUGAUAAAACCAGAAUUCCAGGUAAGGCUGCAUAUUCAAUUUCUCCAAAAUCUUUCCCUCCUCCAUCUGCAAAAUCAAUAUCAAAAGUAACAAAAAUCACUUGGUGAGUCCAGCACUGAUAAAUGAAGACGGAGCCACAAGGCUUCUCUAACUGUACGUCAAAGAACAUAAUUUACAAGGUGAGUUGGAAUAAUUUGUAUGACACUGACAUUCAUUACAGGCCAAGGUCUUGGGGAAGUUUCUCUUUAGGGAAUAUACAGGACUUGCCUCCAUUUGUCCCUUUAAGGUUUUCCCACUGCAAUUCAACGCUCCAGAAUUCCAUAGUCAAAGGCUUUAAUAGUGUCACUGAAUAGUCAGAGUCUUUAGCAAUGUCCAAUUAAACAAUAAAAAAGUCAUGCAGAAGUGAAUCAUGGAUUUACACAUCUUCAGAUGCACGUCUGGGAAGGAAAACUGGUGUGCUCUAUACGUUCAUGACUUGCGUGGGUAGAGUUUAACCGGGUAUUGAGGCUGAUGCAAAAGCAAAGACUUUUCCUGUGGAAGGUUCUCAUUCCCGCUGCUAUAGCUCUUCUCUGUAACUAAACCAAAGUUUCAGGGGAAUCGCUGUGAAGAAAAGCCUUCCACUCUAACAGUCCUUUAGGCUACAGGCUGAGGCUCAGAGUAAAAAUUAAUUUUAGGCACUUGCCAAAGUGCCCGAAGUGGCAGCCUCGUCGUCAAAAGAUCUGAAUCACCGCUGAGAGAUGUGCAGCCUCCUCUAUUUUUAAUUUUUUUAAUAGAGGAAGCAUAGAAUGAACCAGAUCCCUAAUUCAGGUCCCACAUUAAAAGGCCAGUGUUAGGACAGAUGAAUUGGAGUCUUAUUCUUCAUUUGCACAGAAGCACCAAUAUCUCCCAGCACUAACUCCAUAUUAUUCAUCCUUUCUACAUCUCAUUUGCUGUAUGGGGACCAAGGAGUAUGAAGGAGCACAAAGAAUCCGGGCCCAGAGAGGUGUUCUUGGUCAGGGUCAGUUGGAGACAGUAAGCGGCAAAUAUAACAGUUCUUGGUAGCUCGUGCCUGACUGUGCGAUUCAUCUGUUCCAUACAAUUACUGCUGGGUUUUUUUCUUCUGUAAGAAAAAUGACUGGUAAGUUAAGAGGGAAGGAACAGAUAGUUCUUGUAUCAAAGUUACAAAGUUUCACAUCCCUCUCUCGGGUUUGCAACAGGCUGAGAACUGGACACCCUUACCUACACAGAUUUAAUUGCCUUUUCAGAAAUUAAAGAAGUGACAAAUGUGACUUUGAAGACUGUGACAUGUCUCUGCUCACGAGUCAGUCAGUGGCAUCAACCCCUAACCUGACCAGUUGACUCGGGCCCAGGUGUCAGAGAGUUUCACCAUUUUCACAUUCACAACUCACCAUUUUUACAACAGCAUAUGGCCCAUGUUUUUUUCUGUGCUAAUAGUUCUCUUGGCUUCCUUAUGCGAGAUUUCACAGUUGAUUUAGUAUCUUUUUACCCAAAAGAUGAGACGGGUACCAAAAGAUACAGAGAGAGGGAAGCAAAAAAAAAAAAAGCCCCAAGUAGAAUGCCUUCAGAGAUGGUGGAACUGUGGUACCCCAUAGGCACAAAGAGUGCAACCUACAGAAACCAGGCAGAACUGAAGGCAUGAAACUGGAGUUCACAAACAUGGAUGAAUGUCACUCCCAUCAGCAAAAACACGCUUCAGAAGUUCUGCUGCUAAACCAGAAAUUGCUGAACACCAGAUUUACCCCCUCACUCAUUCACCACUUCCUCUGUGGGAUUUUAACAAUCCCAUUCCAGCAUCACUAAUGAUCUCAGUGUUCCUAACUUAGUAAGAUCAAAUAAAAAACAGGAAAGUGAAGACGACUGGUUUAGAUCCAAAACUGGUACUUCACUAAAUCAGUUCACCUCUAUGCAUGUUCUGUCGUGUCUUGUAACAUUAGAGUGUAAGUCCUUAGGACAGGAUUCCUUGUUGGGUAGCCACCAGUCACUAUGUAAAGUCAUAUACCACAAAUAAAGAUAUAUUCAUAUACCACCAAUAGAGUCACAGAGAACUUUGCCUGGCUGCCAAACUGAAAAUGUUCAGAAUUUGGCCCAUUAAUUAUUAACAAUAAAACUAGAUCUUCCUCCCUUUU